This is a messenger RNA of Phyllostomus discolor (pale spear-nosed bat), 511 nucleotides long. Its product is annotated as prothymosin alpha-like. Bases 1 to 483 code for a protein of 160 amino acids. The transcript is spliced from 3 exons. Gene Ontology annotation, molecular function: histone binding. NCBI's taxonomy places the organism in Eukaryota, Metazoa, Chordata, Mammalia, Chiroptera, Phyllostomidae. The record is from RefSeq and is a predicted model, not a curated record. Gene Ontology annotation, biological process: negative regulation of apoptotic process; positive regulation of transcription by RNA polymerase II. Gene Ontology annotation, cellular component: nucleus.
AUGCCCAUAUCGGGAUCCCUGUAUCAAGCAGAAAUCAGCACCUCAGGCCCUCCUCCUUCCAAAAGAGCAGCCUCUCUUGUUCUGCCCAAGCCACAGUUCCUGGGGGAUAAAAGAACCUGUGGCAGCUUGAAGUUGAGGCCAGCAUCAAGGGUGCCCGCCCUGUCAGACAUGGCCUUGGAUGCCAGCUCUGAGAUCACCACCAAGGACUUAAAGGAGAAGAAGGAAAUUGUGGAAGAGUUAGAGAAUGGAAGAGAUGCACCUGCUAAUGGCAAUGCUAAUAAGGAAAAUGGGGAGCAGGAGGCUGACAAGGAGGUAGAUGGAAAAAAGGAAGAAGGAGGGGCAGAGGAGGAGGAAGGUGAUAAUGAGGAAGAGGAUGGAGAUGAAUAUGAGGAGACUGAGGCAGCUACAGGCAAACAGGCAGCUGAAGAUGACAAGGACGACGAUGUUGACACCAAGAAGCAGAAGACUGAUGAGGAUGACUAGACAGCAAAAAAGGAAAAGUUAAACUUAA